AAACCAUCGAAGUACUUUUAAAGCUAGAUGAUUUUGCUACACUUCCUUUAAAUUUACAUCACGCAAAAUAUCAUCUGGGCACACAGCAGACACAGUUCCCAGGGUAAUGCUAAGUUAUGCAUCACAAAUCGCUCAUUAAAAGGCGCCACACAGCUUAAAUAUUCGCAAAGAAAGAUUCGGGCGGUCAACAACUGCGUUUGGGCUUCCACAGCGGGCGGCCUGUGCUGAUACAGGCCGCCCGCAGGCUCUAGUAAUGCAUACACUGGAGCCCAGGAAACGGACCCUUUUCUUUGGUAUCAGGUCAUGGCCUCGACGGACCGCGGCCGCUCAGAUGGCUAUAGCUACCAAACCUCGCAGCUAGGACCAGCAAGGCCAAGCACAUCCAUCACAUACUCGCCACCGCCCGGCGCCUUUGGCUAUAAAAGCAAAGGCACGCGUUUCGCGCCACCGCCGUCUCCGGCUACUGCCGCUCGCGCGCGUAGCCCACUUCCUGCCUCCAGCUACGGUGCCGGAGCGGGAAAAGGCAGCACGUCGCCGCCCCCUUUCCGGCCGGGAGGCUACGCACAGUUGGCCCAGAACAGACCUGGAAGCGGCCUUAGCGUAGCCAUGGCCACCCGCGCCAAGACACCUGCAGCAUCCCGGCCCUCUCCCUCCACCCAGUUCGCUAGGCCAGCGGAGAGGCGAGCCAUGACCCCACCCUCACGCCUCGCCACCAUCACCAGCGCCCCCUACACGGCUCCUGCCUUCCCUACCGGCACCCGCCGUUCGCCCCUUACAACCCCACGCUCACAGCCUACCAGGACUGCUACCGCCGCUAGCAGCCCGCCUUCUCGGACCCAAGCCUGGGCUGCCUCUGCUACUGCCACAGCAGCGGCUGGUUUGCCGUACUCCCACACCAUCAGCCCCGCCCUCAGCACACCGCCGUACACGCCAGCCCCCGCAAAGGGCGCUUCUCCGGCCCUGCCGGGAUCUCCCUUGCCGUACAAUGUGACCCCAACCCGCAACACCGGCGGCAGCGGCAUCAUCAGCGAUAGCAGCGCCACUCGAGGAGGUGCAGGGGGGCAUGCAGCGUUGCCGACAGCCGCGCUGCGUGCAGCUGCCGCAACCGCUGCUGCCGUCAGCCCAGCACCAGCGGCAGCAGUCAACCAGGCUGCCUCAAAUGCACCUGAUUCAAGCCUUCCCUACAGCAACCGGCGCGCAGGGCAGGGGCCAGCGUUGGGGAUGCCGGACGGUGCCUCCCAUGGUGACCAGGGCGAUUUCGGCUCCAGCCUGUCUCGCAAACAGCCCAGAAGCGGCUCGGUACGGAGUCCAGGGUCUGCGUUCCGGGAGCCGGCAGAGGACUGGCUGGCCUCCUUCGAGCGCUCCUCCGCACCCAUCAUGCAACAACUGGAGGGGCUGCUGGGUCACAUACCCGUGCCCAUGGCCUCGCCAUCGUCCCCCCCUGAAGUCGGGGCACCACCGCUGCAGCUGCCCCUGCCGCCCACACCGGGACUCCCGGCCGGGCUCCUAAGAGCAGUGCCCGGUGCUGCGGCAAUUGGGUUGGCGGCCCAGCCUGCAAGCGCAACAGCUAACCGGCAAGCAGCUGGAGCGAUGAUAGCAGCAUUGGGUUCUGCUGCUGCUGCUGUGGCUCCGGAUUGGGCAACAACGGCUGGGGCUUCGUCCGUUCCGGGGCGCUUGCACGGCGCAUCGGGGGCCGUCAGGACGCUGGACCCGGUGCUGCAGGGCGCAGCGGUCUUGCCGUUGCAGCAGCAGCAAGGACAGCCCCUGCAGCAACAACAGGGGCAGCAACAACAGCAGCCCUUGCUGGGCCCUCAGCUCCCAGUAGGAUUAGCACGCGGGGCAAUCGACGCCAUUCUUUCACGGCUGCUGCUCCCAGGGGGCCGGGACACGGCGCCCACGUCCUCCCUUGGCGCCGGUACCUUGGCUGCAAAAGGCGGCGAUGCACCGUCUAAUGGCAGCGCUGCUGCCAGUGCUGGCCUCAGCACCGAAGGCCGAGUCGCAAGCGGGUCUAUCGGUUGUGCAGCAGGCUCGACAGCAGCGGACAAUGUGGUGGCGGCGCUGGGCACGGCAGCACCGGGUACGGCAGUGGAGGCGCUUGCUGCGGGGGUGCUGCCCGUGGGAAGGGCGGGGGAGCUGCUGAGCGUGCUGCAGGCGAGCAGCCAGAAGGCCGCUAGUCUGAUGUCGGAGCUGGAAGCGGCACGGCGGGAGGCGCAGGCAGCGAACGAGAGCCGCAGGGCGGAGGAGGCGGACAACCUGGCACGCGCCUUCCAGCAGCAGCUCGUCGCGCGACAGCGGCAGGUGGCAGCCUGGCAGGCGGCGUUGCUGGACAUGGAGGAAAGGGAGUCUGCGGCCCAGCAGCAGCUGCAGGCGGCGCAAGAGCGCUGCGACCAGCUAGCCCAGCAAGCCAGCCAGGCAGAGCACGUGGCGGCAACCGCGCAGCUGCGUCUGGAGCGGCUGCUGCUGCAGCAGCGCAGCGCCGCGCAGCACCGGGCGAGCCAGGCCAGCAUGGAGACCGCGUCAGGUGGGAGGGGCUCCCGGGACAGCAGCCGGGUGCAGCAGGUGGCAAGUCGGGACGAGGAGCAGGAGGGGGCUGAGGCGGCGCCCCCGCAGCUGCAGCUGAGGCACCUGCGGGCCAACCUGGCAGCGGCUCAGACGCGCGCAACUCGCGCGGAGCUUGAACUUGCUGUGGCGAGGAACCGGACGCUCAUUACGCAGCAGGAGCUGGUUGCCGAGGAGGAGCGGGCGCGGCGGGCGGCCGCAGCAGCCGCGGUGGCGCGGGAGGAGCUGGGGCGCACUCGGUCCGCCAUGGAGCUGAUGGGACGGGACCACGAGCUGCUGCGGCACCAGAUGCGGGAGCUGCGGGCUAAGAUGGCUGGCAGGGGCGUCUCGACACCGCAGGGCGGUCAGCAGGACCGCCCUGCCGCGGGGCUGCAGCAACCGCAGCAGCAUCAGUCACAGCAGCAGCACCCAGGCGGAUCCCCAAGAGUGGAUCACCGCGAAUUACCCCAGUCGCAGACGACUGUGGCUGCGGCCAUGGCCUCGACAGCCAUGCACGAUUCAGCGGCAGGCAGCACCCUUGCGGCCGGGGGGUCGAUGCGGCAGAUAGACGGGAACGCCGCAGUCCGCAGCCCGAAGCAUGUGGCUGCGGCAGUGGCCAGGGUAUCUGAAGCAUGCCUCGACACGCCGAAAUCAUCAACCCACCAACGCCUCGCGCCCGCUGAGUUUCGGAGUGACGUCAGUAGCGGCCUGUUUGACAUGGCUUGUCUGGACAGCGACGGCAGCAGCUUCAGUUCCGCAACGGCGCCCGGCAGCGCUUCCUGCACUGAACCCGGGGCGGCCACAGCAGCAGCAGCUGCAGGACGGGAUCUAGGGCAGCUGCCGCCGCAGCCGCCAGCGGCGGUCAGGAGCCAUCGGCGGGGGUCCCUGUUGCUUCUGGCGCCGGGUGAGGUGCCCGCAGAGGCUGCCGCAGCUGCUCGGUACGGGCAGGAAGACCCCUCGCCCAGGCGACAGAGCGGCUCGCCAGAUCCACGCGAUGAUGAGGCGGAAGCCCCCAGUGGCGUGCCCGCCAAGAGUUCUUCCGAGCCGCAGACUUUGUUGCAGAUGGAUGCCGACUUUGCGUUUGUUGCCUCUCCAAACGGGACGUGUAACGGAGGAGAAGAUGGUGUUAAUCCUCUUGCUCUUAGCAUGAGCAGCGGAAUGCGGAUUGCCAAGACGCACGAUGGCUCCAUGCACCGGCGUAGCCUGGAGAAACGCGACCCACGGAUGUCCCACGUCGUUGGGGCUGAUGUGGAUAGCCCUUCGAGCAAGAACGCCGCCCUUCAGGCAAUGCUGAUGGGAAGCACUUCUAGUGGUGCCAGCAGUUUCAGAAGCAUCGCGGGCGCUUUACUGCCGGACGAGCUGCUGCCCCUGAGUCGUGCGCCCUCUUCUGGGUCUCGACGACACCGUUCGGUCUUCCAAAACAGCCAGAGCAGCGGCAUCCGAGGCGCGGCAGCUUCUCCGCACUAUGCAGCCGGGGGGCUGCACUGGGACGUCCCGACGUCACCGCAGUCGCUGACCAGGGGUCUGAAAUCACCGCUGCGGCAGCAGCUGGCGGAUAGCGGCCAAGGCAAGGGCACACCGCAUCAAGAGCAUCAACAGCAGUUGCCGCGACCUCCGCUUAGCCCGGUUCGCGCACAGCCCGGACUGGAUUCAGAUCCAUCAUCGCCGCUAGGACCAAACCGAAAACGAGCGGCGACACCUGUCUCAUCGCCAAAGGAGCAUCAAGCCCCCCAGCCGCAGAAUCACCAGCAGCGGCCACCGCCACAAUCCCCGCAGCAACCAGAACAAGGGGGCCAACCGCACCGACUACCCGCACCAUCAGCUGCCCGAACCUUGGCACACAACGCUUGGGGGCAUCGGCCUCCGCUGCCGCCCGCACAGCUGGAACACUUACUGCCGCAGUUGGAGAAGUCCGACUCGCCUAGGACAGUGCCGCCCGCGCCCAUGCACCAACAUGGAGCCAGCGGUCCUGAGGGUCCGGUCAGGUCCUGGAGCCCGCACAUCCCAACGCAGGAUGAAGGCAAACACAACGCAGCCGCAACGGCAGCGCCUGUCGUACAGCAUGCAUACCAUGCCCCGCCUUUCAGCGUGCCGCAACGAGUGGCGGCUGCAUCAACAACCUCCCCGCCCCGCGCACCUACGGUUACAGCGAAGCCCCCCAUGCAACAGCAGCAGCCGCGACCCGUGGGUCAUCCUGGCGCUGCAGUGACGACGGGCGUAACCAUGCCCGGGAGCAGGUUGCUUCCUAGCCCUCCUGAAGGAUACAUUAGCAACCACCUUAACGACUUAUACGAAAGCCUGCAACACAGCAUGUCAUGUGCGCCCGGCUUCCGUGAACGUCAGCUGCCCCCGCCACCGCCGCACCCAGUACUGCCUGCAUCAGUGCACCUCGACACUGCCAGCCUGCCUAGCCGGCGGGAGGCUAGGCAUCAGCAACACGACCAGCAGCAACCGCCCCAGCUGCAGGAGCAGCUUCAGGCGCGUGGGCAGGAGCAAGGUCUCCAAGGGGUGGUGCAGCCGGCAGGCCAUGCCCCUACGUUGAGGAGCCAUGACGACGGUUCCAGCAUUCACGACCUCAGCCUCCAGCAGAGUAGCCACAACAACGCCAACCGCCGCUCUGACAGCCACCAUAGCCAUGCGCCUGAUGCUGACGAUGGUGACGCAGCCGGCAUCGCAGGUUACACAGACGCGGAGCUCGCAGGCGCGGAGGGCUCCCCAACCCUAUCCGCGUUCGCCUUCACACCUCGUACGCGCAUGCUGAGCCCCUCCCAGCUCGACAGCUACCGAGUGAGCGCCGCCCUCACAGCUUCCGUGGCCUCUACUGCCACGGUGAGCGCCAGCCGUGACAUGGAUGGCGGUUUCGGCAGCUUCGGGGGCGCAGCUAGUGCUAGUGCCGAUGGGACCUCUGGAGACAGGGGUUUCGGAGCCAGAAGCACAGGCGGAGGCGGCGCCACAGACGGGCAGCGCAACUCCGGCUUUUUCGCCUCUGUCAGCGGCUCCGGAUCUGGCUUGCUGCUGCCAAGGUCUCAUUCCGCUGCGUCUGAAGCCGCGGGUAGCCGCAUUGGCGCUGCGGCAGUGCCGCCGCCGCCGCCUCAGCAGCAGCAGCAGCAGCAGCAUGGAGACCCCUGGUGGCGACGCCUACUGAGGCGACCACCGUUGCGCCGUCUCGGUUUGCCGCUAUCAGCCUCCUCCUCCUGUUCCUCCUCGUCUCCCUCCGCACCGUCCUCGCAUGCACGCUGUGCAUCGCACCAAGGGAGCAGGCCCCCACCGCUUUCCGCAGUUCCUGAGGACGAGGUAGCGAGCGGAGGGAAGUCGCCACGGCACUGCCUGGGCGAUAAUGACCAAGGCGAGGGCGACAGUACCAACGUUGACGGCGGUACAGGUCCCUCUCGCCACCCUCUGGGCAACGUGUUGAUGCAGCUGGCGUUGUGGUCGGGUGGUGUUGCGUGUGGCAUGUUGCUGAUGUUGGGGGUGGCGGGUUUGGUGGAAGGCACGCUGGGUAGAGCGGGCGGCGCGCAGGGGUCUUCGCACAUGCUGUUGCAGACCUGUGGGGGCUGUGGUGUGGAGGGAAAAGGUGGUGCAGAGAAGGAGAGGGAUCAGAGGCGUGG
This is a messenger RNA of Astrephomene gubernaculifera, 6146 nucleotides long. The record is from the annotation of a GenBank genome assembly. NCBI's taxonomy places the organism in Eukaryota, Viridiplantae, Chlorophyta, Chlorophyceae, Chlamydomonadales, Astrephomenaceae.